CGACACUAGCAGGAGAUUAGCUGCCUGCGCCAGCCUAAUGGAUGAACAAGCUUGAGACACGAGACUUGAGCAUGCAAUAUUUAACGCGCGAUCCCUGCUGUUCUUAUCUUUUUCGAUGUGAUUUUCUCCCCUCCAGUGAAGAUCUCCAGAUCUAUCUCCAAGGAAAGAAAUGCGCUGGCAUCUUGUAGCAACAGCAGCUCUGCUGGCCUUUUCGCCAGCAUCUGCCUCGCCCACUGAUCCCUGGGAUGUGCUGGCUGGAAAAGCGCUUCACAACCAAGCGCAUUAUCAUUCGAAACACAAGGGGGAUGGCUCCUGUAAUCCGAAGACGGCGUCGGUUCGUCGCGAGUGGGGCUCUCUAUCCAAGCGCGAACGUAAAGACUACACCUCCGCCGUCAACUGUCUCCACUCGAAGCCGUCCAAAUCCGACCCCUCGUUCGCCCCCGGCGCGCGCAAUCGCUACGAUGAUUUUGUCGCCGUGCAUAUCAACCAGACAAUCUUUAUCCAUGCCACUGGCUCCUUCCUCACCUGGCACCGCUACUUCACCUGGGCCUACGAGCAAGCCCUGCGCAACGAGUGUGGCUACAAAGGCGCGCAACCCUACUACGCCUGGAACAAAUACGCCGCCGACCCCCUUUCUUCUCCCAUGUUUGAUGGCUCCGAGUACAGCAUGUCUGGCGAUGGGUCCUUCGUCGAGCAUGAGGGCCCCGAGGCGGCCCCUGGUAUUAUCCUGAAGCCUGGGAAGGGAGGCGGUUGUAUUACCUCUGGGCCGUUUAAGAACUGGGAAGUCAACCUCGGCCCCGUCCUCCCCAGCCUGAAGAUCCCCGGCCUGGAACCCCCACAGAACGACCCCACCCACGGCCUGGGCUACAACCCGCGCUGUCUGCGUCGUGAUAUCUCCACGGACGCCUCCAGAUGGACCGCGACCGAGCAUGUCAUCGACCUGAUCAAGAAUUAUCCUACUAUCGGGAAAUUCCAGGACCGUAUGCAGGGUGACUUUCCUAAUAAGUAUCUGGGUGUUCAUUCCGGUGGCCAUUAUACGAUUGGGGGGGAUCCUGGUGGUGACUUCGCCGUCUCCCCCGGCGACCCCGCCUUUUUCCUCCACCACGCAGCCAUCGACCGCGCCUUCUGGACAUGGCAGAAUCUGGACCCGUCGAAGCGGACGUUCGUCGCUGAAGGUCCGUCCAUUAUGCCUGGCCUUGGGGUUGAGGCGCCGAAUGUGACGCUGGAUUAUCCGAUCGAUCUGUCCAACGUGUUGGCUGCGCCGAAGACGAUUCGCGAGUUGUCGGAUACGGCUGCUGGACCGUUUUGUUAUGUUUAUCUGUGAGGCUGUAUUCUGGGAGAGAAGAAAGUGGGUGGGUGGGUAUUGUGCCAUAUAAUAAUUAGUUAAAUUAAUAAUAUUGGUGUGUUAUUGUUGGAUUGGUUGGUUGAUGGAUGUUUGUAUGUAUAGGUUUGUUGCAUCAAAACAGAGGGAAGUAAUCAUCAAAGGUAUUAUGAUACCUUUGGCCUUCGCAAGCAGCGCC
This is a messenger RNA of Aspergillus candidus, 1520 nucleotides long. Its product is annotated as tyrosinase family protein. Gene Ontology annotation, molecular function: oxidoreductase activity. Lineage: Eukaryota; Fungi; Ascomycota; Eurotiomycetes; Eurotiales; Aspergillaceae. The record is from RefSeq and is a predicted model, not a curated record. The transcript is spliced from 5 exons. The coding region runs from base 170 to 1324 and encodes 384 amino acids.